CAUCGUGGGACUUACCGGCGCGGUCCGUGAGGUUCCUGAUCCGGCUAACCGAGCGUCGGAGGUGACGCGCUCGACCGACGUCCCAGGCAGGCCAUUCCGUUGCGACGAGUCGCUGGUUUUCUCUCCUCCAGGGAAGACAUUCACCUCGAGUUGGCAACUCCUUGCGACUCCCUGAGGAGACCCUCCUACCAGCACCUCUGGCCAUCCACGGCGAUCCACAGUGCUACGCCGGACGCCUGCACAGGAGGGUCCGUAGUCCACACGCUACAGGGGAUUCGGGUAGUGAGGGUUGGCGAGUUUAUCAUUGUAUAUUUUGGUAAAAGAAAGUAAGACUAAGGAAUUCAGAAAUGGAAUCGAGAGAGGCAGGACGUGUUAAUAAACUGCUUUGACAAAGGGAUUCAGUUUCAAUGAAUUUGGAGGAAGGAUUGAGUACUGGCGAUUUUGGAAUAAGUUGUAACCAGCGUGUUAAUAUCUUUAAGAAUUGUAUGUUACGGAACGAUUGCUGAAGACGAAAGAAGAGAAGUGGAAUUGAAAAAUAAGAAAAUGAUUUCUCCCGAUUGCGUCUUGGACAUUUCAAAUGUUUUUCAUUCGACUGCAGUUUUUGUGGAAGGAAGUUGUUUGUCUAGAUCGGAACCAACAGCGGUAUUGAGAGACGUGUCUGCGAGAGUGCAUGGUGGGGAGGUUCUUGCGGUGUUGGGUUCAAAAGGCUCGGGUAAGAGAGCUCUUCUUGAUGUCAUAGCUGGAAGAGCCGACGGGGAAACAAGGGGACGUGUUUCUUUAAAUAGCAGUCUACUAACACCAGAAUUAUUUAGACGUCAUGGAGGAUACGUAGCACACAGAUGUCACUUGCUACCAAGUUUAACGGUACGACAAACUUUGACGUAUGCUACUUGGUUGGCAAACUUAAGUAACCGAGAAGCCAGAGUACGGCAAACAUUGGCAGAUCUAGCGCUGUCACAAGUUGCAAAUCGGUCUGUCAAUGAUCUUACAAGAGCAGAGUACCGAAGACUCAUGUUAGGCGUACAACUGGCUAAAGACCCAAUGAUACUCCUGUUGGAUGAGCCCACCUGGGAUACGGAUCCCUUGAACACAUACCUAAUCGUCUCCAUGUUGUGGUCCUAUGCUACUAGGCGAGGGUCCAUUGUUGUUCUAACUAUGGAAACUCCUCGAUCCGAUGUUUUACCUUUCGUGAGUCGAGUGACAUUGCUUUGCCUAGGAGCAGUGGUUUAUUCAGGACCAACUAGAAGUAUGCUGGACUAUUUUACCUACAUUGGCUUCCCUUGUCCACAAUUAGAGAAUCCAUUAAUGUAUUAUCUAUGCCUCUCUACUGUGGAUCGACGUUCCAGAGAUCGUUUUCUGGAAUCGAAUCAACAGAUCUCUGUACUUGUUGAGAAAUUCAAAAUAGAAGGUGGACUGUACAUGAAGGAAGCUCCGCAAGGUCCAGCAAGCAUGAAAGAUGCUCCUUUAGGCCUCGUUCACAAAGGCUUAGGUAGAGGAAUUAAACCUGGUUGUUUUUCUACUCUCCUAGCUUUGUAUCUACGUGGCAUGUCUGCGACGUUUUCUUUCAAUAAAUGCGGCUUCGGACACCUUACUGCACGAUUAUUGCUUCUACCGUUUCUUAUCGCCAUAUUGAGUGUUUCAUAUUCACACUCGAGUCCAGUGCAAUCAAGGAUUUUCUUACAAACAGGUGGUUUAAUUUUCAACGUUUUGACAUUAUUCUGUGUAUCAGGGAUAGCUACUACUGCAAUACUAUUCCCAGGUUUUCGAGCAAGAUAUUAUCAAGAGAAACGAGAGGGCUUAUAUGGAGGUGCAAUGUUUUUAAGCGCAUAUACCUUAUUAAGCCUCCCACUAAGUUUUAUCUCUACCAUGAUGGCAGUAGGAAUUUUAAUACCGAUCUUAGAAUUGGAUCUGUCAUCCUGGGCCUAUGCCUGCGGAAUGCUUUGGUCUACUUACGUUGCUGCAGAACACAUCACAGUAGCCGUAAUGAUGAUCAUCGAAAGAUCCAUGAUCGCUGCCACGACUGUUCUCUACGUGACUUUACUCUCCAUUGUCAUAGCUUCAGGAGGAGUUCGGAGUCUCAGAAACUUGCCAAAUUGGCUCGCAGCUGUUUCCACUGCGUUGCCUUCCAGAUACGCCUCGUUGGCAUUAAACCAAUUAGCCAUCGAUGUUCCUACAUUUGUGAAUUUACCGUACAACGAAAGCAUACCUUGUCCAGGAAUACAAGACUUAUGCAGAUAUCCUGAUGGUAAAACCUACCUUAUUGAACGUUUUACCCGAGAAGGCGAAAAUAUCUCAGAAGUAUUGAACGUGGAUCUUAAUCUACUGAUUUCACUUGCCUUUGCUUUGGGGCUAGUAAUUCUCAACAGCGUUCUAUACUUAUUGCCAUUGCCUGCGCGUGUGAAGGCAAAGUUCAGAGAGUGAUCAUAGAGUUUAUCUUAUAUAUAAGAGCCUAAAUGUAAAUACAAAUAUUAUAAACACAUCCGUCCAGAGGUUAGUCAAAAUGUUAAAAUCGCGAGUUUGUAAAAGUAAUUUACAUUUAUUUAAAAAGUUAGAUCUUACGUGGUACAAUUGUGUCCGAUACCUGCAAUAACGUAAUAGAUUUAGAUAUUUUAUAGGAUUGUGCUCUUUUUGAUACCAGCAUUUGGCAGCAUGCCAAAUUUGUUUGCCUCGAAAUCGAAUUCCUGAUACCCUUUUUUGGAAACAACAUGUAAAUUUUAGAUGUAACCAUACAUUGUAAUACAUCGAACGAAGUGUCAGUAUACCUGAA
Molecule: messenger RNA, 2767 nt
Organism: Orussus abietinus
Lineage: Eukaryota; Metazoa; Arthropoda; Insecta; Hymenoptera; Orussidae
Product: ATP-binding cassette sub-family G member 5
Exons: 7
Coding region: 544-2421 (625 amino acids)
Cellular component (GO): plasma membrane
Molecular function (GO): ABC-type transporter activity; ATP binding; ATP hydrolysis activity
Source: RefSeq, a predicted model, not a curated record